UACUGGAGAACUAUAAAUGGGGAGACUCCAACAUCAGUUGAUCACAACAGGCCUUCGCCGCUUUUAAGCCAAGUCUAAUAUCAAUUGCCAGCUCUUCUACUAACCAACAACAAAUCCAAGAUGAAGUACCUUUUCGUGGUUGCUCUUGUUGCCCUGGCCAUCCAGGUGGCUUCCUCUGCUAGUGCCACUACAACAACUGAAGCCACCACCACAACAACAACCACUGCAGCUUCAACCACGACGACAACCGCCUCUUCCACACACAAAAAGCGUUGUUGGAGGGGCAACAACUGGUGCCACACUCGCAUCCCCAAGAGGAAGUGCAAGCACCCAAGGAGGUGCCACAAGACCGUCGUGAUUGUGACCCACAGAAAAAAUUAA
This is a messenger RNA of Drosophila mauritiana, 381 nucleotides long. Its product is annotated as protein new-glue 1-like. The coding region runs from base 121 to 381 and encodes 86 amino acids. The transcript has a single exon. NCBI's taxonomy places the organism in Eukaryota, Metazoa, Arthropoda, Insecta, Diptera, Drosophilidae. The record is from RefSeq and is a predicted model, not a curated record.